AUGGUGUCCGACGAGACCUACGACAUCUGCCUCCCAAUCCUCCAGGACGCCUCUCUCGAGGAAGAGGACAAGAUCGACCGCCUCGAGUCCCUUUUAAAGAAGGCCACGACCCUCCAGGGCCAAUCCCUCGAAAACGCAGUAUUAGAUGCUGUCUGGCGAUAUCGCGAGGGCGGCGGGACUGCCACAUCGCCGCCGCCCAUCCGCCAGACCAUUCUGCGCCGGCCCUCGCCCGCCUCUUGGCGCGGCUCCAACACCCCACUUUCCGGCUCGCCGCGUCUCGGGGUGAGCCCCCUCGUGCCCCCAGGCUUCGUCCCGGCAUCCAUCCAAGGCGCUUCCUUCCCGCCGUCGUUUACUCGCAACAACAAAUCCACCGCCGCCUCACCCUUCGGCUCUCCCCGACCCUCACCCCGUCUCGGUUUUGCGACCCCUGCCAUCCCCCACAGCCCUAGCCUCAACGCCUACGAGUUUGCCAGCGAUCACACACCUGCCGCUGAAAUCUUUGGCGACGCUCAGCAGACAGACAAUGUCGACUGGCUGGUCAGCGAUGAUGCCGUCAGUGUUACCUCGUCACUGGGAGGUGGCAGCGGUACCGGUUUUGGCGGCGGUCCUGGAAGCUAUACGGGCAGCGGCUUUGCCUCCGGAACGGCAACGCCUUCUUCCUCGAGUGGUCUCAACGCGGCCGCGCCCGAGUUCUCCUUGUCAUCCCUGUCCUCGCAGCAGGUGGACAUGACGCCCUACGAUAUGCUUCGCUCUAUCUUGGGUCCGUCGCGCACCGACGACGAGAUCGACGCCGCCCUGGCCAUGCACGGCUACGAUCUUGGCGCGACCAUUACGGCGAUUAUGGAGCAGCAGCAGCAGCAGCAGCAGCAGCAGCAGCAAAAGCUGCAAGAGCCGCAAGAACCGCAACAGCCGCAAGAUGCCGCCUCAUUUUCUCUGUCGGCCCUGGGAUCGAGCGGCGCGCCAUUCCCGCCCGCGCCGACCUCCAUUGCAUCGUCCAUGGACGAUUCUUCGGGCGGCGUGCUCAUUGGCAAGUCCAUGACCCCUGACGCGCGCCCGAGCACACCCGCCGACCAGAAGUCUGGCAUCUUAUGCAAGUUCUUCUUGUCGACGGGCCAGUGUCUUCGCGCCGACUGCCGUUUCAGCCAUGAUCUGAGCAACCACAUCUGCAAAUACUGGGUUGCUGGUAACUGCCUCGCUGGUAAUACCUGCGUCUUCUCUCAUGACCCGGCACAUCUCAUUACCCGCCUAAACGUGGACGGCACUAGCACGCCGCCAUCGCAGCCCAGCGUCCACGACUAUAGCGCGUUCCCCGUCCUCCAGCCGCAGCCUUCCACGCCCGAGCAUCUGUCCCUCUUCGCGGCCUCGGGAUCGUAUCCUGCUGUCGGCCUCACGCCGCCCCCAGGUUUCAAGCUACCCAGCUUUAGCGGUGCAGGCGGCUUAGGCGACGGAAUCUCGCGACCCCGGUCGCGCCCCAGCAGCCGGCACCAGAUGCAUCGCCAACAUGAAGGCGGACACCACGGUCACAACGGUAACAAUAGCAACAAUAACAGCAGCAGCAACCAAGCGGCGCCUUCCAUCGACGACACCGAAGCGUUCCCGACGCUUGGGUCGGCCGUGUCCUCUGCCCGAGCCGUGAGUGGCAAGAAACACCACGGCAAACGUGGCGGUCAAGGCCACAAAGACGGCGCCACCAUUGGCUCGGGUGCAAGCGCACCAUUUACACCGAGCUCGCUCGCGGACAUUGUUAAGAUGUCACCCUCACCGACGCCCGAAGCCUCAUUGCCACGACCCGCGACCAUUCGCAAGCUAGGCCGCAACGGCAGCAUGGCCAAUAUGCGCAACGGCGAGACCAGUGCGGCCGCUCAGGCGAUCCCGACGCCCAAGCACAUCCCCUGGCUCGAGACGGGCGACAGGGCCAACAAAGCCUAUCUCAAAGCGCGCCAGGAAGCCAUUAAGCACGGUGGAUUACGCAACAAGUUUUUGCAGAGCGCCGCACAAGCAUGGAACCGCAACGACGCGCGCGCUGCCAAAGCACUGAGCCUGCGCGGCCAGAGCGAGAAUGACUUGAUGCGCAAAGCACACCGCGAGGCCGCCCGCGAGCUCUACGAGGAGCGCAACCGGUUCAACACGCCGUCGUCGGAAAUCUACGUGGAUCUGCACGGCCUGCACCCCGAAGAAGCCGUCGAGUACCUGGAGCGCGUGCUGCUCGACAAUGGCAGCGAGACCAAGCCCGUCUAUGCCAUUACGGGCACGGGCCACCACAGCAAGAACGGCAAAGACAAGGUCGGCAAGGCCGUGCGCAACUUUCUCAACGAGUGGCGCUACGCGUAUCGCGAGUUCUCAGUGCCCAGCGACCGCAACAACAUGGGCGGCAUCCUGGGCAUUGAUGCGCGCAGCUGGGACAAGUCGCUGGGGGCCCGGCCGACGGCGCCGCCAUCCAAGGUGUCGACGAGCACGGCCGUCGUAGGAAAUGUCGACAUCUUGUCUCAAGGCGUCGAGAUUGGCGACGGCAAAGUGAAGCUGCUGGUGCGGGACUCGUCGGUCGCAACCAAGGAGGUACCGAAAGGGGGCAAAGCUGUGCGGUAG
Molecule: messenger RNA, 2586 nt
Organism: Sporothrix brasiliensis 5110
Lineage: Eukaryota; Fungi; Ascomycota; Sordariomycetes; Ophiostomatales; Ophiostomataceae
Product: ccch zinc finger DNA-binding protein
Exons: 2
Coding region: 1-2586 (861 amino acids)
Biological process (GO): negative regulation of DNA-templated transcription
Cellular component (GO): nucleus
Molecular function (GO): RNA binding; metal ion binding
Source: RefSeq, a predicted model, not a curated record